AUGAAUAUGCGCGACCUUUCCAAGGACGACGAUUUCCUCAGCCACCUUCUCGUAGAAAAAUUGGGCACAGGAACCGUUCCCCUCUUGGUUCACAAGAUGGAUUCGUCCAGGAGACUUCCAAAGACUGAUGCUCAGGUGUUGAUGCAAAUUGUUCGACGCCUCGUCAUCACCAAAGGUCCGAUUCACCAAGUCAUUCGCCAGGCUGUCGACGAAUUGCUCACAUUGCCCGCCAUUCGCUACUAUCUCAAGUCCUUCACUCAAAAACAGAUCAAUGCCUUCGCCACCCACGCCUCCCGCUACUUUGAGCUUUAUCAUCCAUCGGGUUGCAUUGAGAUCGCUCAUACCUCGCGGUACUCCCAUCGCACUGGCAAGUCCGAACUUUGCAUUCUCGCUACACGUUUCCUAGCCCCGGGCACUGUUAUCACUGAACUCAAGGGCUCGAUGGCCAACCUGACGGACGAGGAGGAUAAAGAACUAAAGCGUACAGGCAUAAAGCAUUCAGACAUCAGGAGGGACUUUAGUGUCAUUCAUUCAAAGUCUAUGAAAAAGAACCACCUUUUUUUAGGACCUGCCCGAUUUGUUAAUCACGAUUGUGAUAACAACUGUGAACUUUUUCGUGAAGGCCGGUACAUUACCUUCAGAGUUCUCAGGCCGAUCUCAAUCGGCGAAGAAAUAACCGCGCAUUACGGUGACGGCUAUUUCGGUCGGAGAAACCGACACUGUCUGUGUGAAACCUGCGAGAAGAAUGGCAGAGGAGGAUAUGCUCCUGACCACACGGACGACGAGGCAGAACCAAUCUCUGAGUCUAGCUCUGACUCCGACUCUGACUCUGAUUCGGACACAUCUACGAGCGAUUCGGGCAGCGACAUCGGAGAAGAGGAGGAGAGGCCACUUUUAAAUCUCAAUGAAAGGAGGACACGUCGCGGAGUAUAUGCGGUUUUCAGUCGCAAAGAAGAUGACUCCGAUGAGAGCGAGAACGAAGAGGAUAAUAAGGUACCACUGGCAAAUGCGGAGGAUAUCCCUGCUGACGGAGAAAUCGAGCUUACUGCUGAAGUCGAUGCGGUAUCUGAGUUAACCUCCCUUCCACCUUCAGCUCCCCCUUCUGAUGCUCCCGACGCCAUCCUUACAACUCCCUCAUUUACACCUAACCCUAACCGCCUUUCCAGAUCGUCCUCAUCCCUCACCUCCUUGUCAUCAUCAUCCACUGAUCAACCUGGCAGUCCAUCUAGUGCCAAAUCCACCCCCUAUAGGUCAAUCAUCUCAACCCGUCGUCAAAGUGCGAAGGAAUGUGGAGCUGGGUCCAUUUCUAGUGAAAAACAAACACCUUCGGAUUCCGCGACCGUUCACGAUAAUUUAAGCACUCCCUCCAAGCAUACUACCCGCUCUGUUUCUUCUGUGCUCCCUUCAGGAAAGCUGGACAAGGGCAAAGGCAAAGAGGUAGCUCCCGGAACCCCGACUUCAACACCUACCCCCAGUAAAAAUCUGAAGGGCAAUGCGUCUGUCAAAGAUGACAUAAAGAUCAAGAAGGAAGAGCCAGAGAAUCGGGUGUUGCGUUCGCGGCCCUCAGGACCUGGCGUCACCGAAGUUGUGAAAGGUCCUCCAGCGAAACGUGAGAUGCCGAGAGGCCCUGAUGGGAAAUUAUUGCCAGUUUGUUCGACUUGCUCCAACGUCCUUCCUGUCAUACAAGUCGAUUCCAAGAUUGUUUGGGGGAUGUCAAUGGAAAAUGGAAAGAAAAAAAAGCAGAAACAGGAAUGUCCUAGGUGUCUUCGGCAUUUUGCCAUUUACAACCAGGCUUGGCCAUCUCGCGUUCCUCCCGCGGGAACUAUUCUUCUUCCCACUCCACGAGGCACGACUCCACUAGAAACGGUCACUAAGCGCGUGACACAGAAAGGACUGUCGGUUCUAGAUCGCAAACUUGCUGCGGCAGCCUCAGCGUCGUCAUCUUCUACACUCGGAAAAUCGAAGAAGCGUGGCCGAGAAGGAAAAGAUGAGGGGCCGCGCCCUACUAAGCAGCGCAAGACAGAGCGUGUGCAACCCCCUAAUAAAGUAAUAAUUAAGGUGAAGAAAACGUCGGCCACAACUCCUACGAAUGUCCCUCUACCCGCCGCUGACCAGGAGUCUCCUGUGAAACGCAAGCGCGGUCGUCCUCGCUUGACCUCGCCCAGAUACCGACCUAAGCCGGGUAAGGUAGCAAAGCAACCAGUGGCGAAUUCUGUCCAAAUCAAAGUCGAGGAAAGGGCUACGGACCUCUCCAGUGAAUCGCAGCCGAGGUUUACGAAUGGGCGAUUUGGAAAGAAAGACAAGUCUGGCGGGAGUGGUGAAGGGUCUGCUGCUGGUAGUAAUGAACAGUCAUCGGCCCGAGCAGAGCGCGCGAGCGAACGCGGCAAGGCGAAGGCAGGGCGGAAACAGGUGGGGCAGACACCCACCAAAGCCUCUGACUCGAAGAGCACAUGGACUUCCCCGAGACGUAAGCGGCCCCAUGACGAUGUGGACGACUCUCCUAGGAAAAAGUCAUCUCGCGAGACUCAGCAUAGACCCGAGACACUAACCGGUGAGCCAGUGCAGAAAGUCCUGCCACGGCCAAUAUCGGGCUUCAGGGGUGGUAGAUUGUUUUCUAAUCCUAAUCCCCUUCGCUUUGCUCUUCACGCGUGGGCUAGUCCUGUGGUGCUUGAUGAAUCAUCCUCUUCGGAAGACGAGAAACCUCCUGUUACGCCAGAGGAAGAUCUAUCUCCUGCUGCAGAAAUCGUUCUUCCCGGUGAUGACUUGAAUACCCCGUCGUUUUUUCCUCCUCCUGCGUUGCCUGCGCAACCUCCUUUGAUAUUCAAGCCCUCUCCUCUCAAUUUUUCCGCACGCCGUUGGGUAUCAUUGUCCAAGUCAACUACUGCGAGUUUCAGCGACCCAAAGGGAUCUUCCGAGGCAAGGAAUGUAGAGGACGACGAUACUUGGCAGGGUGUCUCGACCCGCAUGAGAAUGGAGAAGCAUAAACGACUAAGGGUGGGGAGCAAAAGUGGGUAUGUGUCCGACAAAGAGAUAUCCAUCACCGCUCUCUGA
Molecule: messenger RNA, 3051 nt
Organism: Laccaria bicolor S238N-H82
Lineage: Eukaryota; Fungi; Basidiomycota; Agaricomycetes; Agaricales; Hydnangiaceae
Exons: 8
Coding region: 1-3051 (1016 amino acids)
Cellular component (GO): nucleus
Molecular function (GO): histone H4K20 methyltransferase activity; protein binding
Source: RefSeq, a predicted model, not a curated record